This is a messenger RNA of Coregonus sp. 'balchen', 710 nucleotides long. The record is from the annotation of a GenBank genome assembly. Lineage: Eukaryota; Metazoa; Chordata; Actinopteri; Salmoniformes; Salmonidae.
UCGCAGGUGCAGGAUGUACAGCUUCAUGGGCGGAGGGCUGUUCUGUGCAGGCGUGGGGAACAUCCUCCUGAUUGUUUCCACGGCAACCGAUUAUUGGAUGCAGUACCGGCACUCCAACAACUACAUGCAUCAGGGCCUGUGGCGGUACUGCAUGCCGGGGAAAUGCUUCACACACAACGACAGCAUUGGUGAGGAAUACAGCCAGUGCACAAAAUGCUGUCAUAACACUGUCAUAACACCCAACACAUGUCAUAGCAAGCCAUAAAUGUUAUAUGAGCAGUGCUAUUUCCAUGUUAUGUGCCAUGUCAGUGGUAUGGCUCAUGAAUCACGAUAUGAUGUGAUGGGAGCUAUACCAAUCACACCACAGCUUGUUGAUUUUGGCAGGAAAGCGUCAUUAUCCUUGUCACAGCAUGAGCAUCAAGGCUUUCCAUAACAAGAUUCAUAUUUGCCAAGCACAGUCCAAACGUGUCAUCAAUAUGGGUAGUUUCAGGUCAGAACAGGCCAGGGUCAGUCUCUCUUGUACCCUGACAACUCCUGUUAACCUUUGACCCCCUACAGCCCACUUGGACGCCACCCGAGCACUCAUGAUCCUCUCCCUCCUGGCCUGUUUCAUUGGAAUCAUCAUCGGCAUCAUGGCCUUCAUCCACUCCUCGUUCUUUGACAGGUUUGACAAAACCUUUGCUGCAAGCAUAUUGUUCUUCAUCUCAUGU